Phytophthora sojae is the source of this 467-nucleotide messenger RNA. RefSeq lists its product as hypothetical. The transcript has 2 exons. The record is from RefSeq and is a predicted model, not a curated record. The coding region runs from base 38 to 340 and encodes 100 amino acids. NCBI's taxonomy places the organism in Eukaryota, Oomycota, Peronosporomycetes, Peronosporales, Peronosporaceae.
ACACUCCCGGGCCCCUCUCUAUCGCUCACACGACGCCAUGGCGGACAGGGUUUUCUGGGCGCUCACGUGCUCGCUGCUGUCGCUCAGCGGCUGCGUCUUCCUCGUCCUCGUGGGGGUGCUCGUGCACCUGCAGCCGCAGUACAUGAAGCUCAGCAAGAGCGUCGAGGGCCCCGCGCCCAUCUUCGAGUCCGCGUGCCUCUACGCCACGCUCUUCCUCGUGUCCUCGGCCGUGUACUACAAGGAGACGCGCAAGGGCGACCAGGAGCGCUCCGACCUGGGCGCGUCCACGUCCGACGAGCGCCAGAGUCUGCUGGACAAGCCCAUGGUGAGCUACAGCUGACGGACGGGUGACGGCUUUCGGUGGUGACUUUUAAUUUUCAUUUAGCUUUUUUCUUCUUUCUGUCUUUCUGGACGUCGGUGAGCGCGUCCAAGAGCUGGUUAAUGUGAAUGCAAUGACUAUAGUUUUG